UGAUGUGAUGUGAUGUGAUGGACGAGCGGAGCAGCACAUGAGCACAGGUGCAGAGGGAAAGAGCACCGGCCCACCGGAAGACCGGAAGACUUGGCAGUAAGGCUCCCUCCCUACUCCACUCAGGAGGCGCGAGGCGCGAGGCGCGAAUGGUGAUUAGGUGUCGAUAGCUCGUCGCAAGGCGAAGCGAUGCCGGCCGGCCGGGCGGGCGGACGGGAGGGCGGAUGGUAGAUCCGGCCGACCGGCGCAAGGCGAGUCCGUGGAUGGGGGUGAGAGCUGGGGAGAGGAGAGCAGUGGGAUAGUAUAUGUAUAUGUACCUGUGUCGGCCUUUGCGGUGCUCCUGUACGUACUGCCUUUCUUGCCUUCCUCCCUCUAGCUCCCUCUCUUGGGUAGAAACUCUGACUUCGUGAGAGAGAUGUACGCGCUACCGCUACCGCUCUCCUACGGCCCAAUGGAGUCUCAGCCUCUUCCAAUUUCAGGGGCUACUUCAUUGGAGGCACAUCCCUCCAGGCAGCUGCAUACUUCCAACACUCCCUUCACACAAGCGCAAGGCUGUAUGGCCGUCUCCCCCCUCUCAGGGUCAGAAUUGAGGAGCUCACCCAGCACAUUGGGUUUCUUGGAUAUGCUUGAGGAAUCAGAUUUGGAGGGAGGCGCAUCUUUCUCCUACACGGGUGAGAGUGCGGGUACUCUUCCUGACAUAGCAGGACUACAGGUCUCCAACUCUGUCUCGAGCGACUAUCCCCAAGCACAGCAGCAGCAACACAAUGUUCAGGCCUACCUCGAACCCUCCAGCGAACAGCCCUCCCAAUCUCAUCGCCCAAGCGGCAGACACAAGUGCAGCACUGCGCAGCUCGCCCAACUCUCCUCCUUCUUUCAAUACACCCGUAAUCCCACCGGCAAGAUGCGAGCUGAGCUCGCCCAACGUCUGGGAAUGCCAGAGCGCAGUGUGCGAAUUUGGUUCCAGAAUAAAAGGGCGAAACUUCGGGCAAAGGAAGCUGGGGCUGAGGAGGGUUUACGGGAACAGCACUAUCACCAGCAGCAGGAGCAAGGCCAAGCCCAAGCCCAAGCCCAAGGCUAUGGGCAAGGCUAUGGCCAGGGAUGUUCAAAUAGUACUACGGCAGCAUCCAGUCCAACGUCAACUCGGACGGGACUGUCGACGCCGUACACGCCUUCAGUGAUGCUGGCGACUGGAACCGCGUCUGAGCGAGUAGUGCCUGCGCGUAAGGUCAGGAGGAGGAAGACGGUUGGAGCUGAAGGGGGACGAGAAUCCAUCACAUUCCUCCCCUCCUACUCCGUGACCAUCGGCACCUGGCGACGCGUGCAACCCCUCGUCUGCUUCUUCUCACGCAACGCCCGUACCCUCACCUGGGCACUCAAGUCCGACUCUGUUGGCUUUAAGCUAGAGCUACCCUGGGGCUCCAUUGAGGAGAUGAGCUUCCGAGGACCUCUUGCCCCUGCGGAGGCAGAGAGAGCAGAGGGUGUGUGUGAGCCGCUGGGAGUCCUCUGCGUUCAGCUUACACGUCCACCCAUCUUCUCGAUGGAAGUGUUUCGGUCUGCUGGGAAGCCAGCAGAGUCUGGUGUGCAUGGAGGAGGGGCGAGAUGGCGACAGUGUGAGGAUUUCACAGAGGGGAAACAGGCCACGAGCACUUUUAUGCACGUCUUGAGCGGACCAUUCCUACAGCUCAGGGAGACGGUACUGGCGCUGAAGUGCUGUCACCCUGAUUUGGAUGAGAAGACGCACCUUCUGGACGAGGUCAGCAGCAGUGUCAGUGUCGCGCACGCUCAGCACUACCGCUCUGUCGACGCUGUCCCUCUGUACUCAACCUUCAACGGACUUGGGACGGGAGGCCUGCCACAGGCCUCUCCUCUGUAUACCCAGCAGAGACCUGCAGAGCUACCCACAACUUCCACCGACUACGCCUUCUACAAUUCAUCCCUCUCCGCCGGCUUUGCCCCUUCGCACGACUUCUCCACCUCCUCUCUCUCUGCAUCCGCAUCUGUAGAGAUCAGUCCCAAAUCCCUUCACUUCCCCGCGCGAUCCAGCGCUAGCAGCGCUUAUGGAAAUGGGAAUGUCAUCGGGCUAGGUAUCGACCUGAGCCCUGUAAAGGAGGGUGGUUCGAUGCCCGAAAGGAGGCAGAUCGCUCCUCCGUACGGCGUCGCGCAAGGGAGAUCGCUACAGCUGCAGUCACAGUCACAGCAGGCAUCACAACCGCAUUGGCUCGCUCUUGCGCAAAACCAGCAGCAGCAGCAACAGCAACAGCAACAACAGUGGCAGAGUAGCCCUGCGAGCUUUACCGGAGGGCAGACGCAAGCUCACGCUCAAGCGCAAGCGCAGGCGCAGCCUCUGAUCAACAGCGCAAAGACGUACGUGCAGCUUUUCGAAUCUCUGCCCACUGAGAUGCAGGCUCGACAGAGGUGAUCACAAUGAUAGGCGAGGGUAAUGCUCAAUGCCACAAGCCUAUCUCCCUCUUCAACAUCCUAGCUAGCUCGUUUCUCGGAUCUCGUCCUAACGGUCUCACUUGUUCUCGUCAAUGGACCGCGUUCAGACUAUCCCACGCCCACUCACAGAAUACUUCACAUCUACAUCCACGCUCCUUUUAUCUUGUGUAAUCUCAGAUUCUCUAAUUUCAACAAGUGACGCCG
Microstroma glucosiphilum is the source of this 2640-nucleotide messenger RNA. RefSeq lists its product as hypothetical. The record is from RefSeq and is a predicted model, not a curated record. Gene Ontology annotation, cellular component: nucleus. Bases 413 to 2416 code for a protein of 667 amino acids. Gene Ontology annotation, biological process: regulation of transcription by RNA polymerase II. Gene Ontology annotation, molecular function: sequence-specific double-stranded DNA binding; DNA-binding transcription factor activity, RNA polymerase II-specific. The transcript has 2 exons. NCBI's taxonomy places the organism in Eukaryota, Fungi, Basidiomycota, Exobasidiomycetes, Microstromatales, Microstromataceae.